AUGGACGUUCGCGAGGAAAGUAAUAAUACGCAAUCGAACGCAAACAAUGCAGCAAUUGAUGGAGCGAUCGAUAUUUCACACAAUCAAAGCCUACCGACGCAGGAAUUUUCUCAAAAUCCGACACCUCCAACAGAAACAGUCUCCGCAACAACAGAAUCGAAUAAUUCGUCAUCGAAUUAUCCGGCACCACAUCCUAAUCCAGUUCAUUUGACAAUCUAUCCACCAAAGAACGGAUUAACUGUCAGUCCGGUUUUCUAUACCAAUCCACCAUCGCGUGCCACUACAAAUUCAAUACGUUCUCAUUCAUAUCCCGGACCACCUACAACAAUUUCAGUAUACUCCGAAAUAUUACGCUCAAGAGCGCCGACUUCUGACGAUGCUCAGAAUCCGUCGUCGAUUCCAUCUUCCAAUGCCACCAGAAAUAAUCCACCGGAACCAACCAAUAAUCCUUCGGAACCAAUUGAACCAUCACGGCAAAUAACUCCUGCCACGCAGACAGUUCAAGAUAGCAGUAAUAAUUUAUUAUCACUUUCCGCAUUUCAUUGCAGUACUGCAAUUGAACCAAUACAGCAAGCUAAAAAAAGAGGUCGGAAACGUUUAAGUGAGAGUGCUAAUGGUGCAGAAGUUGCAAAUAUUGCAUCCGACAAUUCGAUUCCGAAGAAACGUGGAAGGAAACGUAAAGACGGCAAUGAUUGUAUUGCUGGAAAAGCAAAUGAUGCUUCUUCAAAUGAAAUGAAUAAUCGAUCGAUCAGUGUUGCAAACUCGGAAAGAAAUAUUAAAGCAAAUGCAGAAGAAGCUCAAAGCGAACAAAAUCCGAUAAAAUUAAUUCAGUCAUUGAAUGAAAUGCCAAAUGUAAAUGAGGUAAAGGAGGAAAAGACGAAAAAAAAGCGUCCCGGCAGGAAAAUUGCAACAAAAUCCGAUGGAACAGUCAAUGAUACGAAAAAACGUAAUUCAACAACCGGAAAGGCAUCGGCAGCGGCAAAGAAGCAAUGCAUGGAGGAAUUAUUAAAUAGUCAAAAAAGUCGCAUGGCAUUUCCGAAAGGUACCUUCCUGAUCCGAUAUUCCGACUUGGAAACGUUGGAUUGCGAUCAAAUUUGGUGUGUGGACAACCAUCACAUGCUGCUCAAGUAUCGUCUCUCUUCACAUAUCGAAGGGAAACGUCGUCUGUAUUUGAAAUCUCAACCUGAACGGUUCGUUGGCUGGAAAUGCGAAGAACCGUGGCAUUACUAUCAAUUAACGGUUCUUGAACGUGAUCGUGACGGUAGCAAAGUACUGAUAAUAUAUCCGGAUGCUAAAGAACUGGCGGAAUGCCGUGAAAAAGCAAAACGGCAAAAACAACUUGCGGAAGAAAUGAAGCAGGGCUUGGGUACAUCACAUAAUUCCGAUGAUGUUAAACUAAAUUUUGCUGAAAUAGGAAAAGGUCCGGCCAUCAAGGAAGAAGAACAUUUCAUGGUUACGGAUGAUCAGCGUUUGCAUGCGCAGCAGAAUAUUGAAGUUCAAAUGGCCGAUGAAGCAGCAAAUGCGAUCGAACGUUUUAUUCUGAUUAGCGAUGAUCAUUCCACUGCAAUGGAUGACGAGAAUGUGGCAGAAGAAGCGGUCGGGAAUAUUACCGAAGAGGAAAUGAUAACGAAUAGUGAAUAA
This is a messenger RNA of Acanthocheilonema viteae, 1641 nucleotides long. The record is from the annotation of a GenBank genome assembly. NCBI's taxonomy places the organism in Eukaryota, Metazoa, Nematoda, Chromadorea, Rhabditida, Onchocercidae.